CUUCUUUGUGAGACGGACUCAGCGAUAUGGACCGAUUUAUUGGCGGGCUCUCAUUAUUGGGGUCUGGAAGUUUUUACUUGUUACAUUAAUGGUCGGUCACUUGAUUGGCCACUUUUUCCUUCCCCUUUAUCAUGAUAUUGGUUUCGGUAAAUUUGGUGUGAUUGUGGAAAUCCCACCCCCUUAUUGUCUUCUCUUUCAAUUGAUACAUGUCUACACGAUGAUCUCAUUACUCUUGACUAAAAACUGCCAUUAUGCUAUUCUUGUUGCUAUUGAAGAAGGGGAUCAGUUUGGACAACAGGACGACAAAGAAAUCUACGUUAAAGCGAAACUCGACUUCCCUUAUUCCGACGAUAUCAUUCCCAUUAAUAGUACUCUUUGCACACCUUUUACGCCUCUGUCUACAGCAAAUCCUCAGUUCAAAUCGACUCUUGUUUACUACAUUUCUAAUCAAUAUCUAAAAAGAUUACGCAAGAAACAAUCAUUAGUAACUUUGGAAGUAUUUCGCUUAUCAAUGGACAGCACUGAAGAACUAUUGGGUGUCAUAGAAUUGAAAGUAACAGAAGCGAAGGAAGUUAUUAUGAAAAAGGGAGAACGUCGUAUGGCUCAAAUUGAGCGGUUUGUAGGUGAUAAAGGUGAAUGGCGGUCGUUCGGAAACAAGACAAAGUCAAAAGCACGAUUGAAAUGUGGACUAUUCUUGGUAGAAAUGCCCCAUAGUUCAGCAAUGGCAGCAGUAGCGGCUUCGUCAGCAGAAGAAUUAUCUCAGCAACAAGUGCUUGAUGUGAAUAGAUCAGUUUCAUCGCUAUCAUCUGUGCAGCGGGCAGUUGAGGCAACAAAUAUCCGGCCCCGUACCAGUAGCGGCGCUUGGUCACCAACGUCAUCUCUGCAUUAUUAUCAACCUCAGCAGUAUAGAUCCACGGAAAGUAGGGCUGGUAGCGAGCUUGGUUUUGAAUUAAGAUCACAAUUAAGCGACACCCUGAGAGCUUCUGACGACAGCUCAACAAAUAGUAGUGUAAGAGAUUUAAUAAGCCCUGCAACAUCCAAUCAACACAAUGUGAGAUUAAAUGAAGACGAGGAAGAGGAUGAAGAUUAUGAUAAGAUUGCAGACAUUGAGGGUAUCAGUACUUUGAAUGAGGACGUUGGAACAACAAUAGGUGGCAACAAGUAUUUGGCAUUGGGAACAGGAGAGGAUCAAUUCAUUUUACAGCUGCAUAUUGUGAGUGCUACUCACAUUGCCAAUAUUGUCGAUAAAUUUGUUCCAAGCUUAGAUAUGAUUGAAAAAGCUUACUUUUCUUUUACUUUUGGUGAUGAUUAUUAUAAAUGCCUUGUCGAUUACUCUCCAGAAAAUACUAACAACCACAGAAGUGACACGUGGGUGGCGUUGGAUAACAUGACCUGUGUUUUCCUUCAAGGUGAAAUUGAUGAAGUCCAAGAUUGGUUGUCCGAGUCACCUUUGAAACUGCAGCUUGUAGUAAAAUUAAUCAAUCAGGAUGAAGAAGUCAAUGUUGCCUUUGCCGAGCUGUAUUUGGAAGAUGUGGGCUUCGAGAUGAUACGGAAAACCGGUAUUUUAUAUGACAAAGAAGGAAACUGGUAUCCGAAUGAUAAAAUGGAAUUUGCCAAGUUGGAACUGGAAUUUGGUUUAACAGAAGGUUGGGACGAUAACAUGAGCCCAAUAUAAUCCAAACACACGCUGCACACCUUUAUGUAGCGCGUUCAAAUGCAUAUUUCAAAAUACUGUAUAUUUUUAGUUUUGUAUGUAUUUUCAGAACUUUAAAUCAAUGCAUAUUCCACUUACUUAGUAUACCUAUUAUUUAUUUUACAUAAUAAAGAGUUCUUUCAUGUUGC
Mycotypha africana is the source of this 1842-nucleotide messenger RNA. RefSeq lists its product as uncharacterized. NCBI's taxonomy places the organism in Eukaryota, Fungi, Mucoromycota, Mucoromycetes, Mucorales, Mycotyphaceae. The record is from RefSeq and is a predicted model, not a curated record. Bases 89 to 1675 code for a protein of 528 amino acids. The transcript is spliced from 2 exons.